This is a messenger RNA of Cololabis saira (Pacific saury), 549 nucleotides long. RefSeq names its product mitochondrial ribosomal protein L42 (gene mrpl42). The transcript has 5 exons. The record is from RefSeq and is a predicted model, not a curated record. Gene Ontology annotation, cellular component: mitochondrial large ribosomal subunit. NCBI's taxonomy places the organism in Eukaryota, Metazoa, Chordata, Actinopteri, Beloniformes, Belonidae. The coding region runs from base 47 to 469 and encodes 140 amino acids.
GAGCGCUGAGACGGAACUAUAACACUGGUGCACACUGACAGCAGUCAUGGCAGCGGGUCGUGUGUGCAGGUUGGGAGGGUUUCUAACUUCAGUCUGUGACGGCGCUGCGCCGCGAUAUGCUCAAACUUGUUUGGUUCCUGUUCGACAGAAGUCCAGUGUGGAGGGCCAUAACUGUAAAGUGGAGAUUGCUGUGACUUCAGAUGGGAAAACGAUUGUGUGCCACCACCCAGGUGUGGACAUUCCUUAUGAGCUCACACAGCCUAUGGAACGACCAGACCCCUUGAGCAACUCGGUUGAGACCCAUGAUCAGGUUUUAAAGGCCCACCUCAGCAAGGAGGUGCUCAGAGAGAAGGCGGGACCUACUAUAGAGGAACUGAGCAAGAUGUUUUUCACCACUAAACAUCGGUUUUACCCAAAAGGACAGUAUCACAUGAGGCGUAUCAACAAGAACCCCCCAAAGGACAGAUAGUUAAAGGUCAAACUUUGUAAAAUGCAAAUUGCAUAUGUCUUGCAACAAAAAUGUUGAAUAAAAUGUUAAAUGUUAAUCAA